AGAUUAAAGCCCCUGGGCAAGCAGUCUCCCCGCCCAAGUUUCCUCUUAUUCCCCGACCCGGCCUUGCGAAUUUCAGAAACUAGAAAAGCAUAUGCGUCUGCACACCAGCAGCUUCUGCGGAUGCAGUGAGUUCAAGAGUGAUAGCAGCAGAAGCAGCUGGCUAGCUCACUUUGCACUUGCUCCUGGAUCAGCACACCACUCCUGCCGACUGCUGCUGCUGCUGCUACCUCGUUGCGAGGCAGAGCUCAGAGCUGAGCAAGCUUUGAUCGGAGUGGUCGGGCUCUGAGCGAGCUCGGGGGAGCAAGGGUCAUGGAAGGUCUGAGGCAAGGCCAUUGGUUGGCGUCUCUUCUCGCCGUCCUCCUCUUCUGCCAUGCGAGAGGAAGCGAGCAGAGACCAGCAGAGCAUGCCAAGCCGGGGCGCGCCGCCGACAUGCCGGAGCGCGACGUGACCUCGCCCCUGGCCACCGUCCCGGUGGUGACCCCCACGGUCACGACGCCCACGGCGAUGCCCACCGCGACGCCGGCGACGCAGACGCCGUCGCUUGCCAGCGGCGGGAGCUGGUGCGUGGCGAGCCCCAGCGCGAGCUCGACGUCGCUGCAGGUGGCGCUGGACUACGCGUGCGGGCAGGGAGGCGCGGACUGCUCCGCCAUCCAGCAAGGCGGGAGCUGCUUCAACCCGGACACCGUCCGCGACCACGCCUCCUACGCCUUCAACAGCUACUACCAGAAGAACCCCGUCCAGACCAGUUGCGACUUCGGCGGCACCGCCGUCCUCACCAGCACCAACCCAAGUACUUCGACGUGUCAGUAUCCAGCAACGAGCACCGGCGCCUCGGUUCUGAACACCUCGACGCCGCUGACGCCGACGUACGGGUCUCCGCCUGGCGGGUACGGGAGCUCUCCCCCUGCCGGGUACGGCAACUCCCCUCCUCUCUACGGGUCCAUGUCGCCGCCGGACUACGGUGGCGAAAUCAGCGCCGCCGCGGUGACGGUGCCCGGCAGCAAGAAGACGACGCCGAUCCUGUCGCUGACGACGUGCCUCCUGGUCGUGACGCUGACACUGGCCGGCUGAACCUGCGCGCGCAACAGCCCAAGCUGCCGCGUCGCGACCGUGCACUGCAGCACGUUCUGGCGUUUCUUCAAUUCAGGGAUGAAGGUGAAGUGGGGAUCGCCAUGAGUUGAUGCGGCAUAGGAUGCAGAAGCUAUGUACAAGUAAUCUGCAGGAUCGGAAAGAGCAGAUGCAGUCAUGCAGAUCAGUGAUACCGAGCAGGGGUGGUUGCGUACCCAUCGCAUUGGAUGUUUGAUACUAAUUAGGAGUAUUAAAUAUAAAUUAUUUACAAAACCCAUUGCACA
Molecule: messenger RNA, 1352 nt
Organism: Setaria italica (foxtail millet)
Lineage: Eukaryota; Viridiplantae; Streptophyta; Magnoliopsida; Poales; Poaceae
Product: PLASMODESMATA CALLOSE-BINDING PROTEIN 2
Exons: 4
Coding region: 310-1071 (253 amino acids)
Source: RefSeq, a predicted model, not a curated record